Molecule: messenger RNA, 2936 nt
Organism: Lampris incognitus (smalleye Pacific opah)
Lineage: Eukaryota; Metazoa; Chordata; Actinopteri; Lampriformes; Lampridae
Gene: prrt4b
Product: proline rich transmembrane protein 4b
Exons: 3
Coding region: 74-2536 (820 amino acids)
Source: RefSeq, a predicted model, not a curated record
CCCAGGACUGGUGGAGACCACGCUGACCGGACACCCACUGGGGUCCGUGACCCCGCCAACAUCCCCAGGAACCAUGCUUGUCACAACUGCGAAGGAGUUGAAAGUCAGCAUUAGAACUAGCUCCCCUCCUCCAGAGGCCACAAAGACUGAAGCUGGAUCCAGCUCUGCCGGAGGAGACCUGGGAUUACCCGACGCAAAGACAGGACCAGCGGAGGGCCAACGAACGAGGAUGACCACUGCCAGGGCAACCGAAGACAGAGUAGCGACGGAAUCCAUUACGAGCACAACUCAAAGCCUGAGGGUUAACGUCCCGAUAACAGAGGCGCCGAAGGAGGAGGACGAGGACGAGGAGGACGAGGAGGAGGAUAAGGAAGGUGCGGAAAGACAAACGACUCCAGCGGACGUUUCCACGACCUCGGCCAAGCUGUUGACGGCGUCCCAGUUUCCGACUACAGGUGGUCCGCCGACCGCUCGGCGUAUUCCCGUACACACCGAGGAGUGGCUGUCCGGCCCGGCGGACGGCGGCGUCACCCUUCUCCCGGACUGCAAUAAAGAGCGCUCGGGUAUCUGCAACUUCUCGGAGACCUGGGAGUCCACGACCCGCUCGGACGUCCCUCUGACUCAAAACGCCACCGACGCCAACCAAUCACUCAACCCCUUCCUGACCCCAGCUCCGGCCAUGCUGGUGCCGCUGUACACCGACUGGAACAGCGCCAUAGCCACCUGGGGCCUGGCCUGGGAGGUGCACGUGUACGGCGUCGGCUGCGUCUUCACCGUGGUGACCCUGGCGUCUGCGCUCAACCUGCUGUGUUUGCCGCUGCGCUGCCCGUCCGGAUGCGGCUACUUCGCCCUGGUCAGCCUGUUCCUGCUGGCCGCAGGCUGCACGAGGGCUUUCGCUCUCCUCUACGACGCCUACGGCCACCAGGACCGCCUGGCCUCCGCAGAGGCCUCGCUGCUGCUGUAUGAGGCGCCGUUCCCCUGUCUGACGUCAGCCUUCGGCCUCGUUUUCCUCCUGCUCUCCAUGCGCUCCCGAAUGCAGCUCUCCUACUCGGCGUUCCAGCGGCCGUGCUUCCUGGCUUGUUUGCUUGUCCUGCACUUCGCGGCUGCCUUCGGCCCACUCGCCUUCGUGAAGUUCUACCAGCGAAAGGCCCCCCUUUGCCUCUUCCUCUCCCUCGUCUCCCGCGGCGCGUUCGUGGCCCUGGCCACCUUUCUGUCCGCGGCCUACUUCGUCUUCUACAUCUACGUGCGUGCGGACUCGAAGCACAUCUACCACCUGAACAACACGUCUCCGACGCCCGCCGAGCGGUACAACCGCUGCCCCUUUGCGGAGAGCCGGGACUGGGACCGCGCCGCUGUGACCGUCUGUCUCUCUGCACUGUUCUCUCUAGCCUGCGCCGGACUGCAGUUGUAUGCAAUGCUCAACGCCAUGGGGAUCGCGGGGGGAGAGGAGGUCUUCCGCCCCUGGCCGUGGUGGGCGUUCCAGUUCAGCUGCAGAGUAUGCGAGCUUGGGGUUUGCCUCACCUUGGCCUUGGUGGUUGCGCAACCCGUCUACUGCUCGGACCAUCUCCCAGCUGCUGGGAGCUGCUGGACCGAACUCUUGGCAGCCAAGUCCCCCAUGCUGCCCGGGAGCUACCAGUGGACGCUCAGCCAGCAGGAGAAGCUCGCCAUUGUGGACACGGUCGGACUCAGAGAGACCGAGAGCCUUCCCCUCUACACUCUGAUGGAUGAGAGACUUGGUAGUAGUCUGAAUGGCCUGGACCUCCUCUACCACAGCAACAGGGCCUUAGCCUACAGAGAUCUGGACAUCGAUUUGGACCUCCCUGGUUCAGGUUUGGAAAAACCUGAUGGGUGUGGCGGAGCAAUAUCUGGUGGAUCCUCUUACACUAGCGACUCGACCGCGGACCUGCGGCCACCUUCACCCAUUAACCUACGCCGCAGUAUAGACGAGGCGCUCCUCAGCGAGGCCCUCUUCCCGAUGAGUCUUUUCAGCACAUUGAGGCCGGUUCGUUGCAGCGAUCUAUCCAUAAGCAGUCACAGUGCGCUUCCCAACGGCGGCCAGGCUCUCAGCGAUCCACUCUCAGCUGACCCCGGCCUAUAUCGGACCUCAUCCUGCGUGGAGAUGGCCUCCGAACCCCAACCCCACUUUGUCCCCCCUCAGCCUCAAGGGGACACCAUUCAGGGUGCCCCACCAUCACCUGCCCCGACCUCAUCCUCUUCCAGCUGUUCGUCCCCCGAACAUUGGAGAGAUAGCUCUUCCUCCUGCUCACUGUACAGACCCUCAGUUGGGGGGUCAUCGCUGGUGCUGUGCCCCAGCCCAGAGAGCCACGCUAACCCAUUUCCAAAAGAGGAGGCCUCAUCCUGCCACGUGGCACCUGCAGACCCGCAAAGACAAUAUCACACACUGGGGUCAGCGUCGCAAGAGAGCUUGGACCUGGAGGUGUCGUCUAAGACAGAUCAGUCGGUGCAGGACGAGUUCAUCAGUGUUUGCAGACAAAUCGAUGCUUUGAGUAUCUGUAGUGAAACGAUUGAUUUGUAAAGGACACCCGGAUCCCUAAAGGGCUUGUGGGAGGACAAUAAGGAAAGGUGUCUGACUGGUGAGAGAAGUUAGCGAUUAUUUUUUACAAUCCACUGGAUUGUGUACAGUAGCUUUUGCGCACACCAAGUCAGGCUAUGCGUUGCCAAAACUUAACAUUUUUUUCAGGAUUUGUCGAUAAGCUCUUAAAAGGUUGUCAUUUGUUGAUGUCUUAUGAGGGUCCAAGUGCCACGAAUGUCACAAGCCAAAAGGUAAUUUGUAAGUGACUUUUUCCAUGUUUGAUAAUGAGUGUUGAAAUUUGAUACGCUUAAAAAAACAACCAAGGUUUCGGUCUUUCAAGUAACAUUUUACUGAAGGGGAAAGAACUGGAAUUCAUUUGUAAAAAAAUGUUUUUAAUGCAUUC